AUGCAAAUGCAAGGAGACUUGGACAUAUCAAUGGUCUUAUCGGCGUUUUUCUUGAGGAAUAUCGGUCUGUGGAUAACCGACUAUCCCACGGAAGAACGUCGGAACAAAAUAAUGAUCAUUUACACAAUAUGGAAUUCUAUAUUUGCCACGAUCGUUAUUACCAGAGAUUUAUAUUUCACUGUGUUGUACAAAGGCGAUAUUCUUUACGUUAUUACCAACAUAUUAACCGUGACAAUGGGUUUAAUCAAGAUAUGUAUCAUAAUGAACCAUAAAGAGGAAUUUAUGAAACUGAUCGUGUACAUGCAACAACAUUUUUGGAACGUUAAGUACGAUUUUCGCGAGAAAGAAAUUUUGGAUAAUUGCAAAAAAACUUGCACCUUCUUCGUCUGUUCUGUCACCGUCAUGGGUACAUGUGCUAUACUAGCUUAUCUAACAACACCGCUUAUCGCAAAUAUUGGGAAAAAUAAAUCCGAAAGAGCAUUUCCUUUCAACAUGUGGAUGAAUUUACCAUUGUCCGUGUCGCCUUACUACGAAAUGAUAUUUAUUGUACAGACGAUAAGUACAUAUUACGUAUCAGUAAGCUAUUUUUGCUUCGAUAAUGUUUUCUGCAUCUUGGCCAUACACUUGGCUGGUCAGUUUCGCAUACUUCGAUACAGGUUUGCAAAACUAUGUGACAUGGAACGUCGGAUGAAGGAAAAUGAUAUGGAGUCGUCGUUAACAAAGCAUGUGCAUGUGUUUUACGAGAAAUUGAAGACAUGCAUUCGACACCAUCAGACACUCAUCACUUUCUGCGACAGGCUUGAAAACGUGUAUACGAUGUUGAUAUUUGGACAAGUGUUGGUAUUUAGUGUGUUGAUUUGCCUGUUUGCUUAUCAGGGAUUAUUGGCUGGUGCUCCUCCUGCGAGACGCUCCAUCUUCAUCUUUCUUUUAGUCGGCUCAAUAGCUCUACUGUUUAUGUUCACCUAUAGCUGUGACGGUGUGAUAGAACACAGUGAGAAAGUUGCUAUAGGAGCAUAUUCAGCGUUGUGGACGAUCAUGCCAAUGAACAAAUCUGGGAAGAUGCUUCGAAACGAUCUAAUAAUGGUGAUUGAGCGAUCAAGACGAGUUUGUUGUCUCACCGCGAACAAGUUUUUCCCUGUAUCAUUGGAAACUUACACCACGAUUUUAUCUACCGCAGUAUCAUAUUUCACUUUGUUAAGAAAUCGCGUGGAAGACAACAUUGUAAAUUGAUUGGUAAAAACAAAUCUCCAAUCGAUUCAAUAGAUUGUUCUAAGAAGAAUUGCAUUUAAAUAUAUAUUGU
This is a messenger RNA of Bombus pyrosoma, 1300 nucleotides long. Its product is annotated as odorant receptor 13a-like. Gene Ontology annotation, biological process: sensory perception of smell; detection of chemical stimulus involved in sensory perception of smell. Lineage: Eukaryota; Metazoa; Arthropoda; Insecta; Hymenoptera; Apidae. The transcript is spliced from 6 exons. Gene Ontology annotation, cellular component: plasma membrane. The coding region runs from base 1 to 1230 and encodes 409 amino acids. Gene Ontology annotation, molecular function: odorant binding; olfactory receptor activity. The record is from RefSeq and is a predicted model, not a curated record.